Chlorella variabilis is the source of this 1018-nucleotide messenger RNA. RefSeq lists its product as hypothetical. The coding region runs from base 23 to 1018 and encodes 331 amino acids. Gene Ontology annotation, molecular function: deoxyhypusine monooxygenase activity. The record is from RefSeq and is a predicted model, not a curated record. The transcript is spliced from 5 exons. Gene Ontology annotation, biological process: peptidyl-hypusine biosynthetic process. Lineage: Eukaryota; Viridiplantae; Chlorophyta; Trebouxiophyceae; Chlorellales; Chlorellaceae.
AGCUCACACCGCGAGGAUCGCCAUGGCCAGCCUGGUGGAGCGCGACGCCGCGGUGGUGGAGGGCCUGCUGCAAAAACUGCGCAAUCCAGAGACGGGGCUGGCAGUGAAAUAUCGGAUUCUCUUCUCUCUGCGCGGGAUUGCCGGCCCGGAGGCCCACGCCGCGAUGCUGGAAGGACUCAAGGACCCCUCCGCCCUGUUCCGUCACGAGGUGGCCUACUGCCUGGGCCAGCGGCAGGACCCUGCAGCGGUGGAGACGCUCAAGCGGAUACUCAAAGACGAGGGGGAGCACCCCAUGGUGCGGCACGAGGCGGGCGAAGCGCUGGGCGCGAUCGGCACCGAGGAGUGCCUGGCGCCGCUGCGGGAGCACCUGCGCGACCCGUGCGCAGAGGUGGCGCACACGUGCCAGCUGGCGCUGCAGCGCAUCGAGCACUUUGCGGCGGUGCAGGCGCAAGCCGACGCCGCUGCGGCCGAGGCCGGCACCGACGCCGCGCCCUCAGAAUCCCGGUACUACUCGGUUGACCCCACCCCCGCGGCCCCCGCGGCCACGCCGCUGUCGCAGCUGCGCGCCACGCUGCUGAGCGAGGAGGCGCCCAUCUUCCAGCGGUACCGCGCCAUGUUUGCGCUGCGCAACCGCGGCGGCGGCGACGCGGUGGCGGCGCUGGGCGCCUCCUUUACCGCAGCUUCCUCGGCUCUGCUGAAGCACGAGGUGGCGUAUGUGUUGGGCCAGAUGCAGGACGCGGCUGCCGUGCAGACACUCAAGGAGGUGCUGGGGGACGCUACGGAGAAUGCCAUGGUGCGGCAUGAGGCGGCCGAGGCGCUGGGCUCCAUUGCCGCCCCAGAGUGCCUCGAGCUUCUCAAGCAGUACGCCGAAGACCCCGAGCCCAUUGUGGCAGACAGCUGCAUAGUUGCGCUGGACAUGCUGCACUUUGAGCAGAGCGGCGGCUUCCAGUACGCCGAUGGAGGGGAGGCCGCGGCGGCGGAGCAGGCCGGGGCGGCCGCCGUCGUGGCCAGCGCCUGA